AUGCCUCCAGCUCUGAUCUCGGCUUUCGGCCACCUCAAAGCAGCCGCCGCGACCGUCAAUGCUGCCAACGGCGUCCUGGAGCCGCAGCUCGCCCGCGCCAUCGAGCAGGCGGCCUCCGAAGUCGCAGAUUUGACUCUGAUUGACCACUUUCCCUUGUCCAUCUGGCAGACUGGAAGCGGAACGCAGACUAACAUGAAUACCAACGAGGUAAUCUCGAACCGUGCGAACGAGAUUCUAGGAGAGAAGGAAAGGGGGACGAAGAAGCCGGUGCAUCCAAAUGAUCAUGUCAAUCGGAGUGGUUCAUCAAAUGACGGGACAGCGACAGCAAUGCAUAUUGCGGCGGUGCGUGAGGUUGAGGGCCGGUUGGUCCCGAGCUUGGAGCGGCUGUGGAAAGCGAUGGUGAGGAAGAGUGAGGAGUUCGAGAAGCUGGGGCUGAUCAAAGUUGGACGCACGCAUUUACAGGAUGCGGUACCGUUGAGUCUUGGGCAAGAGUUCAGUGGAUUUGCGGCGCAGUUGGAAUUGGGAAUGGAAAGGGUGCUCCAAAGCUUGGAGGGUUUGAGGUAUCUGGCUAUGGGUGGGACGGCCGUGGGAACUGGUCUGAACGUGUUCAAAGGAUUUGAUGUACAAUUCUGCGAGGAGGUCAGCCGUAGGACUGGGAGUAAGUUUGUGGUGGCCAAGAACAAAUUCGAGGCGAUCAGCGCGAAUGAUGCCAUCGUCUAUGCAAGUGGAGCGUUGAACACUCUUGCUGCCAGCCUUUUCAAAAUUGCGCAGGAUAUCCGGUUUGAAGGCAGUGGCCCAAGAUGUGGAUUGGGCGAACUGCUACUGCCAGAAAACGAGCCUGGCUCUAGUUAUAUGCCUGGCAAAGUCAACCCAACGCAGUGCGAAAGUCUCACGAUGAUCUGCGCGAGAGUGGUCGCAAACCAUACCGGCAUUACGGUUGGUGGCUUGAGUGGCCAGUUUCAAUUGAACGCGUUCAAGCCACUGCUGAUCUCCAGCUUCUUACACUCAGUCCGCUUGCUGAGCGACGGUAUGAACGCAUUCAGGCAGAACUGUUUGGAGGGCUUGAGAGCAGAUGAGAAGCGCAUCAAGGAGCUCAUGGACAACAAUCUCAUGCUAGUGACAUGUUUGAGUGGGACGUUAGGGUAUGACAUGGCUGGUCGUGUGGCGAAGCAUGCCCAUAAGGAAGGUCUGACGCUGAGGGCUGCAGCGAUUGAGCUCAAAGCACUCUCGGGCCAGGAGUUUGAUCGCAUCGUGAGGCCAGAGACAAUGCUGGCGCCGGCGGACAAGCAGACGAUGCAAGUCCAGACGUGA
Cyphellophora attinorum is the source of this 1311-nucleotide messenger RNA. Its product is annotated as Fumarate hydratase, mitochondrial. Gene Ontology annotation, biological process: fumarate metabolic process; tricarboxylic acid cycle; malate metabolic process. Gene Ontology annotation, molecular function: fumarate hydratase activity. The transcript is spliced from 2 exons. Gene Ontology annotation, cellular component: tricarboxylic acid cycle heteromeric enzyme complex; mitochondrion. The coding region runs from base 1 to 1311 and encodes 436 amino acids. The record is from RefSeq and is a predicted model, not a curated record. Lineage: Eukaryota; Fungi; Ascomycota; Eurotiomycetes; Chaetothyriales; Cyphellophoraceae.